This is a messenger RNA of Necator americanus (New World hookworm), 1575 nucleotides long. RefSeq lists its product as uncharacterized. The record is from RefSeq and is a predicted model, not a curated record. Gene Ontology annotation, molecular function: hyalurononglucosaminidase activity. The transcript has 12 exons. Lineage: Eukaryota; Metazoa; Nematoda; Chromadorea; Rhabditida; Ancylostomatidae. Gene Ontology annotation, biological process: carbohydrate metabolic process; hyaluronan catabolic process. The coding region runs from base 1 to 1575 and encodes 524 amino acids.
AUGCUGAAAUUACUGUAUUCUAUUCUCAUACUAUCAACUGCCAUGUUUCAUAGUGGUAUGACACAAAUGGACAGCUUCCCGGUGUAUUGGAAUGUCCCAUCAAAAGUUUGUCACAGCCGCAAAAUUGACAUUCCUCUUCAGGAGUUUGGAAUAAUACAUAAUAGAGGUCACGAGUUCCAAGGAGAUCAAAUUGUGAUCUUUUACGAGUACAAUUUCGGUUAUUUCCCCUACUAUAUCGACUAUGACGCAGAUCAGCCCGUCAACGGUGGAUUACCGCAGAACUGCCCGCUUGAUAAACACUUGGCGCUGGUGUCGAAGCAGAUCCGUGAAGCAAUCCCACGAGAGGAUUUCAACGGUAUCGCCGUCAUCGACUUCGAAGAGUGGCGGCCGUUGUAUCAGCUGAACUGGGGGAAGAAAGCUGUUUACAAGGCCGAAUCACUUCGUCUUGUGCGAGAACAAUUCCCGUCGAUUUCUGGAAAGUCGGCUGAAGCGCUUGCGAAAAAGGAGUUCAACACUGCAGCCAAGAAAAUCUUCCUUUCAACGAUAGGACUUGCUCGACAACUGAGACCUUACGCUCGCUGGGGGUUCUAUGGGUUCCCCUACUGCAACUAUGAUGCCGGGAACUCCGAGUCGGACAUGUUGUGCAAUGAGAAAUUUAGGAAAUACAAUGACGAGAUGUCUUUCAUAUUCGAAGCAAGUUCGGCACUGUUUCCAUCGAUAUAUCUCAGCUUAAAAGGCACAAGUGCCCAAAAUUAUCGGUAUAUCCAGGCAAUAAUGGUGGAAUCUGCAAGGAUUGCAGCUCUUCAGAAUCCUAUUCUCGAUGUUUAUCCCUAUACAAAAUUUGAAUAUAACCCAUAUCAAUCUUUAGACUCAUUCUACGCAAAAAAAGACGUGUGCAAUUCGUUGAAACAAGCUGCUGACCUUGGAGCUCGUGGGAUCGUUUUGUGGAGUAGCAGUAAAAAUAUGAAACAACGUUGCGAAGGCCUAGCGAAAUACGUACAGGAUAUGCUAGGACCUACGGUAGCGCUGAUUCGCAAGCGAAGCCAACGUUGCCGCGAGAAACGAUGUUCCUCACGAGGUCAAUGCGUCCUUCCAGAACCUGCCACUAAGUGCACAUUCCGUAUGCAGCCGUCCAACUACGUAUGCCGAUGCGAUCCGCUUUUCACUGGCAAUAACUGCUUGCGACGAAAGCAUUUUAAAUGGAUUUAUAAUAUUGGACCAAAAACAUCAACGAAUAGCAGCAAUAUAGCGAAAGGAAACAGGCGGUCAGGAAGAAGAAAGAAACUGAAGAAAAUUAGAUUCAUAAAGGUUUCCGGUGAUGCUGGUAAAGAAACAGAAGACGGCCGGCCAGCUAGCGCAGAAGCGAUUGUAGUUGCCGUGGCGACUCCAGCUUCGCGGAAUACGGAUGAAAUUGGACCAUCGCUGGCAACAAUGAAAUCGACGACCCUAAGCGGCAUGAGCACUAACGUCAAGUUCGCGAACCCCUUCAUCGCAACUCAUACACCUCCCGAUGUCACGACACCGGAUGCAGUAUUUCGCUUGACACCUCCUCCACUGGACUUUCGAUUAGUUUAA